AUGGGUCAAUUCCUAUCGCAGCCCAUCACGGAAAAACACAUCAAGACGUGCGAGUUCGACAAGGUGUCGCACGUCGUGGGCGAGAUGCAGGGCUACCGGCUGACUAUGGAGGACGCCUACUGCGAUCUGAUUGUGGAACCAGAUCGGGACUCUGGCAAAGCUGGAUACACUGUUUUCGGAGUUUUUGAUGGUCACGGUGGAGCGGAUGCCUCGAAAUAUAUAGGCGCGAGAUUGCCGCAGAUUAUAUCCGAGAGACUAGAGGCAGCUAUCAAUGGGAUUAGCCCGAGGCAGCACCCUGAGCAAGGAGCUGAAGUUUCUACCUUGACGGCAACAAUAGACACAAAUACAGAUACAGACACAUUGAUAUCGACAUCGGUGGCGUUGGAGAAAGAUGCGACGAUUUCGAGCGAAAAUUCGAAAAAGCCAGCUCUGGUUGACCAGCUAGAGCUUAUCACAAUAUUCAAAUCAGCCUUCAUGGUGUGCGACAAUGAGCUGUACAACAAGGGCAUUCGAUCAGGAUCAACAGCUGUGGUUGCUAUUAUGAUUGACGGGUAUCUUGUGGUGGCCAACGUUGGCGACUCGCGGUGUAUUUUGAGUUGCGACAAGGGUGCUCCCAAGAUGCUUUCGUUUGACCAUAAGCCCAAGAAUUUUGGCGAGCUUCUGCGCAUCAGAAACGAUGGAGGCUACGUCACUGAUAACAGAGUGAAUGGGGUGCUUGCACUGUCGCGGGCAUUUGGCGACUUCAGUUUCAAAAUGCACAACGCAAAUAACCACCACAGAAUAACGAAUACCGCUCGGUCGGGAUUGCUCAACAGAAAGGCGUUUGACUCUCUGAAUACGACAAAUCAGCCUUCGCAAUCUCAACAGCAACAACCGCUACGUGCGGCCUCACGCCAGAAACUCACUUCUCCGGAGGAAUACCAGGUGACGGUGGACCCAGAAAUAAUAUACCACAAGCUCAACUCCAGUGAUGAGUUCAUCGUGCUGGCAUGCGAUGGAAUAUGGGACUGUUACAAGACGCACAAGUUGGUGCAGUUGAUCAGAAACCAGUUGGCAUUGGGGAAGAGACUAGACGAAAUAAUCGAGCUGAUUCUGGAGAAUUGUCUGAACAUGGCUAACACCAUCACGGGUAUCGGGUUUGACAAUAUGACCAUCAUCAUAGUUGCGCUGCACGAGAACAUUGGUACUUUGGAGGAUUGGUACUUGUACAUGAAGAACAAAGUGCUGGAUGAGAAGUUUGGCAGGCAGAUAUAA
This is a messenger RNA of Kuraishia capsulata CBS 1993, 1254 nucleotides long. RefSeq lists its product as uncharacterized. The record is from RefSeq and is a predicted model, not a curated record. Lineage: Eukaryota; Fungi; Ascomycota; Pichiomycetes; Pichiales; Pichiaceae. Gene Ontology annotation, biological process: protein dephosphorylation. The transcript has a single exon. Bases 1 to 1254 code for a protein of 417 amino acids. Gene Ontology annotation, molecular function: protein serine/threonine phosphatase activity; cation binding.